Corythoichthys intestinalis (scribbled pipefish) is the source of this 3411-nucleotide messenger RNA. RefSeq names its product Kruppel like factor 5 like (gene klf5l). Gene Ontology annotation, biological process: regulation of transcription by RNA polymerase II. The transcript is spliced from 4 exons. The coding region runs from base 137 to 1417 and encodes 426 amino acids. Gene Ontology annotation, molecular function: RNA polymerase II cis-regulatory region sequence-specific DNA binding; DNA-binding transcription factor activity, RNA polymerase II-specific. The record is from RefSeq and is a predicted model, not a curated record. NCBI's taxonomy places the organism in Eukaryota, Metazoa, Chordata, Actinopteri, Syngnathiformes, Syngnathidae.
AAAGCAGUUAAUCAGAACAGCGCGGAAGGCUUUGCUGGAUUUACGGUGUCGCAUCUUUCAACUGCGGUAAAUAUACCCCAAAGAUUAUACAUGUGCUUUUAAAAGUAGACUUUCGCCUGAAGGGAACAUUUUUGAAAUGGCAGCGAGUGUAGCGCCGGUCAUGAAUCCGCCGCAGGGGAGCGACGAGCGGGUUGUUUUCACACAGCUAAAGCCGGUGAGGAUGUCCGGAGCAACGGACGGUGCCGAGGACUCAUCCGUGUUUGAGGACGUUAAACCCGGGGCCCAGUUGGAAAUGGACAAAUACCUCCCCCAAAUCACCAACUCACUCUUGAGUCCCGCCAUCGAUCUGAGUGACAAGAAGUACAGGCGGGAAAGUGCCUCAGUGGUGGACGAAUACUUUUCUGAGGACAAGCCGGGCACGCCGUACAGCCUCAACAUCAACGUCAUACUCCCCAGCUCCUCCCACCUUCGCACGGGACUCUACCGCCACAACUCCAAAACCCUGGCCCCCUCGCAGAUCAAGACGGAGCCCGGACUGGAGGUACCCUGCUCCUCUGCCAGCACCCAGGCCCUGCCGGAUUUCACCUCUGUUUUCAACGUGCCGCCUGCAGUCAACGGUGUUUUCGUCAAGCCGGAUCUGAGCUCUGGGUCCGUCGGCCUUUCUGGCGGGUCGCAGCAACAGCAGAGUUUGGACACGGAGCUUCAAAUCGGACCCCCCGCACCCCAGCCGCAGGUCUAUCACUUGCCAGUCAACAGCACAGCGGACCUCACCAUGACUCUAUCGUACUCCGGACCUUCGACAUCUGGCUCUCGGACCAUGCUGAAUCUCGGGAACGGCAGUAAUGGGGGCUCCUACAUGUUGGUCGAACACCAGAUGGGGGCACACCACGGUUACUACCAGCCAUCAGCCACCCAGCAUACGGCUCCCCACAGCCUGCCGCCCUCACCCCCGAACUCGCAACCAGGGAGCCCUGAAGCUCAGGCCGAACUGCUGAGUUUGGCCAGCCAGCCGCCACCCCCGUACCAACAGCAUCUGGUGAGCGGGAUCAAAGUGACGGGGCUGUCCCCGCACGCCUUGCUGAUGACACACGGCCAGGGUGUCCUGACGGGGCCCAAAUACAACCGAAGGAACAACCCGGAGCUAGAGAAGAGGAGGAUUCAUUUCUGCGACUACCCAGGCUGCACAAAGGUUUACACAAAGAGCUCACAUCUGAAGGCACAUCAGAGGACGCAUACAGGCGAGAAGCCGUACCGCUGCACGUGGGAGAACUGCGACUGGCGCUUCGCCCGUUCCGACGAGCUAACCCGACACUACCGCAAACACACGGGCGCCAAACCCUUCAAGUGCGUGGCCUGCAGCCGAUGCUUCUCGCGCUCCGACCACCUGGCCCUGCACAUGAAGCGCCACCAGAACUGACAAAGCCCACUGGGCGCCGUCUACCGCGGGGCUCGCUGAAAAGUCGGGAAAUUUCAUUCUGUUUUUAUUUCUUGGUUUUUCCUGAUCCUAUAACAACUUUCGUAAAAUCUGAUCAAAAUCAGUAACGCCGUUCAUUCAUUGGGGGCCAUUGACGGCUAUACGGUAGAGACUGGGACAAUCAAAAUUAAUUGGACGUCGAUCGCUGCCAAUGGCAGUCAACGAUGCCAAGGCCAAUAUGUUUUCAACUUACAUUUACCCUUUUUAAAGAUAGGAGUGCUAAAAAAAAAGCCUGAUUAGCAGUAAAAGAAAACAAUGAAAUCACCCUAAGGAAUUAAUGCCAUGAAAUGUUGUGUAACAUUGUUACGUUUUCUAACUUUUUUUUUUUUUUUUUAUAACUUACUGGUGGAAUUUAUCACCUGUAUUUUCCACUGAAAAUAAUAUGGCUUCCUCCUUGACACAUUCUAAACAGUAUCCAAAUUGGUGAGUCAUGAUGAGUAGGAAACAUAAGCGACCGGAAAAUUUUUUGGGACGCAUCGCCUCUUUUUUUAGCUUAAAAUUGACAAAUUUUUAACUGCUAAAGUAAAUCUCUGAUUCACACGAUUCGCACGCCACCUUCCGACAAAAUGAUGUCCUAAUGUUAUGUCUUAAACAUCACAGUUGGUAAAAAAAAAGAUGUUUAAACACAACAAUGGAUUGCAGUACCUCAGAUUUUCACAAUUUUAAGGCCAACUUUUUCCAUUAACAUUGCCUUUGAAAAAUAUUGUACAUUUUUAACAUUAAGACGAAGGAUUUAGGGGUUGAAGAAAAAAAUCAUUUUUCACAUUUAACGAUGAAAAAUACUGUAAAUAUGUAGACUCAUGAGUGAGGAAUGAAUUUUUUCUCGAAUCAUGAUGUAAAUUUACCCAAAAUUUCACAUUAACGUUCCAUGUUUCUCCCAAUAUAGUAUUUCAAUAUAAAAACAGAACUAGUAGAAUUUAAUGCACUGUGUACACCACAUUUUGUCAGAUUAUUUUCCACUUUUAAUACGACAAAUGAAAAAAAAAAAACAGAUAACACUUCCUUUUGAGGACCAAACGAAGCAUACAGCUUUUUCUGCUUCACUCUACAUGAAAAAUCUGCUUUUUUUUGUGGCAUUUUUUCUGUCUUGUCUUGUUCAUUGAUGAGUAUUGUCAAUGCAAAUUGUCCCUCUUUAAAAAUUUCCCAACUUUUCAAAGGGCACGUGGAUCCCGUGAUGUAAAUAUUGUUUAUAGAACUUUUGUGCAUACGUGUAACUGUGAGGGGGGGUUUAAAAAAAAUGAAUGUGUCCAAAUUUAUACUUGACUUUUUAUUCAUGAUUUGUUAAUACAUGUUGAAACUUCCCGCAAUUGCGUCAAAGGCAAAAUAAAAUGAAAAGGGAAUUCGUAAAGGACUGGUCAUGCCUGUUUUAUGGCGCCGUUGCUGUUUGUUACGGUUGCUCGGAUGGCAAGACGGUUAUGUAAUCAAUUUUAUAGCAUUUGUUUUGUAUUUUUUUGAAGAGAAAUUAACCAUCUUAAAAAUACAGUUUUGACUCCGUCACCGACGCGUGAAUGCAAUGUGGUUAAAUCGUCUAUUAUUUCAACUAAAAUAACCUUUUUUUCCAACUUUGCAAGGAUUCAAGUUCUCCGACGGCAAUGUGUACAUAAAAUCCUUUUGGAUUUUUUUUGUUUUUUUUUAAGGCUUUUGUAAAUAAUUUGGUUUUUAUGUCAUCUCGUCAGGAUUGUAAUGAUGAAUCAAAAUAUUUGACGAGUUUUUUUUUUUUUUUUGACUUUUCGCUAUUUGACUUCCAAAAUUUUGCAAUGAGGAAAUAAAAAAAGACAAUGUUGAGAUAAUAUGUGACUUUUUCCAUUUCCUCCUGAGGUUCCCAGAGAAAAGUACAACUUAUGAGAUGACUCAUUUAAAUGGCCAUAUUAAUGAGCAUAAAAAAGGCUUGGUACAGUCGCUUUGUUCUUGAAGUAACUAUGUUUUUUGGAUUCAGA